AUGUAUGACCCUCUGGGCUCCUCGCAAGCUGCUUUUGGCGGAGAGGACGACUCUCAAAAUCCUCCAUGGCCAACAACACCUCAUUCUCCCAGUUCAUCCAUCCCAAACCUCCGGCGUGCUUCUCCAGUUCCCCCGAUUCCAGAUAAAGGACCGACUCCAGGUCUUUAUGGCAAGGAGCCACAGAUAUAUGGAAAGCCAGAAGCCGGGCUUAUCUCACCGAGAGAGACACCUGGUUCAAAUGGAGUGAAAUAUGAGAAGACUGAACCAUAUUUACGCGUCCGUAUCAAUGGCAUCGACAGAAACAGGAGAGACAUUCUAUUCAAAUUGGAUGCGCAGACCAACCUCUCCAAUUUCAAUGGCACGACGUAUCGUAAUGUGUCGCGCUCCUAUCUUGAAUUCCAGCAGUUCUACGAAUCCAUCGUACACAGUAAUCCACAAACCAUUGUUCCGGCCUUACCCCUCGCUCAAACUUCUGCUCCUACCGACGAGGAAGAUGACAGACUUGUGAAGAUUAUGCUACAGCGAUGGCUCACCAGAGUUUGCGAAGAUCCCAUUCUUUUGCAUGACGAAGAUCUCCGCUCCUUCAUUGAGAGCGAUUUUGGGUAUCAACCCACUCCUCGACCAAGGCGUAAAACCUCGACAGGGUUUGGCAUUAUCCGACGUGGUGUGCCAGACGAGGAUGAGGAAUUACAGCGUGCUCGAUUCGAGUUGACGAAACUUGAAGGUCAGUUUUUUGAAACAGCUAAAGCAGUGGACAGGCUUGCUAUUGCACGAAAAGCUCUUGCCAAUGCUCAUUCAGAAAUGGGCAAUAAACUUGUCAACAUCGCAACCACAGAAGCACAUCCACCACUAGGAAAUGCCCUACGCAAGCUCGGCAGAACUUGGCACAGUGUCGCUGACCUUGAUCAUGCACAAGCGAUCAGCGAAUGUGUUAUUCUGGGAGACUCCCUUGGAUAUCAAGGAAUGAAUGCGCGGUCUGCUAAAGAAACUCUUCAAAUGCGCACAGGGGUUUUGGAAGAAUAUCAGAGCGCUGUGAAAACAACUAUAUCGAAACGACGUCAGAUUGAGCGAUUGAAAGCAAGCUCAAAUAUCCGCCCAGACCGGGUGGACGAGGCUUUGGAAGAAAUAGAAGAGGCAAAUCGUUAUGAACAAACAUUAGCCAAAAGAGCGGAGGGAAUUUCACAGAACCUGCACCGUGCUUUGCAAACUCACAACAAAUACGCCAAUGACGAUAUCACUGCAGCUCUUAUCGAACACGCUCGUUCUUCAAUCAUGUAUGAACGUCAACUUUUGCGCGAGCUUGAGGCCCUCCGCGUUGAUUUUAGCAACGCAGACAAAAAAGUUAUUCCCUCUGUCAACGUUGCACCUAAACCUUCUAUCGUUCCGCCCCUUGAAGACUACUCUGAUCGACUCUAUUCAGCUCCUACCGCUCCAUUGUCAAAUGGAUUCCCACACUCUACCCAUAUACAGCCUCCUCACACUGCGGGAGUCCCUACCCAGAAUGGCUUUACUCCGCACCGUAUCCCUGCUCAUGUCCCUAACCCUGUAUUAGGCAACUCUCAAAGUCCUCUACCGUCUCCCUUCCCUCAAACCAUUUCCGGAAAACAAGACCCUUUGUCUGCAGCUUCUGUCCGCUCAUUUCACCCUUCUCAACCUCCAAUAUCCCCUUCUACCCCGAUAUCCCCUCCCACCUCUCAAUUUUCUAACCAUUCUUUACCACCGCAAUCCCCAGGUGCCGGCCCUUCAUCUCCAGCUCCUUAUACUCCAAAUGUUGCCCCCAAGCCAUCUCUGAACGAGCCUCCUCUUGGCGGAAAAUUCGUGGAUGGAACUAAAUCUAUGUUUGUAACCAAGUCAUCGGGCCCACGGCCUUCUCCGUUGUCUUUCUCUUCUUCUACGUCCAACAUCCAAGGGCCCGCAACUAAUGCACCCUUUGAUCCUCUACGCAGCGAUGCACAUCCUGCAUACUCCUCUCCUUUAACCGAACCUUCCCGAGGAUCUGCUCAACACUCUACAGACCCUCUUGGCUCCAUUAUACCUCAGCACAUGUCUAGCUCGGUUCGCGUUCAACCUACGCGAUCAAGGUUGGAUGCCCGCGAGGCCGCCAGCAAACUUGCAAAUAUGUUUUAA
Molecule: messenger RNA, 2127 nt
Organism: Psilocybe cubensis
Lineage: Eukaryota; Fungi; Basidiomycota; Agaricomycetes; Agaricales; Agrocybaceae
Exons: 4
Coding region: 1-2127 (708 amino acids)
Biological process (GO): retrograde transport, endosome to Golgi; intracellular protein transport
Cellular component (GO): endosome; retromer, tubulation complex
Molecular function (GO): phosphatidylinositol-3-phosphate binding
Source: RefSeq, a predicted model, not a curated record